Messenger RNA from Microplitis mediator, 738 nucleotides. RefSeq lists its product as uncharacterized. The transcript is spliced from 4 exons. Bases 1 to 738 code for a protein of 245 amino acids. The record is from RefSeq and is a predicted model, not a curated record. NCBI's taxonomy places the organism in Eukaryota, Metazoa, Arthropoda, Insecta, Hymenoptera, Braconidae.
AUGAUAUUGAAAAUACUGAUGAUUGUUUUUGUCGUGGGCAAUGCCAAAAUUUAUGAUAAUCUGGUAAAUUAUAACAGGAAGAAAGACCAGGGCAGCGAAAACUGUGUCGGAUAUGGACAAUCGUGUGAUCCAGAUUAUUUUGAUCCGUGUAAUAAAACUAACGUAUGCAGAGCUAUCAAAUGGAUGGAAAAUGAAGAAAAAUUUUUGUGCUUAAAUCCAGUAUUGUUAGGAGAGCAUUGUCUAUAUGAUACAGACUGUCUGAGGCUGGACUACGCAACGUGCAGUAGAGAAGACCAUAGAUGUACAUGUCUACCACAUUACGGUCUGAUAAAGCAGAAUUUAAGAUGUGUUGCGCUCAUUGGUGGUUACUGUGAUCAAGGUCACCGUUGCUUAGUUGAAAAUUCAAUUUGUAUAAAUGAUAAAUGCCAAUGCAAAGAACGAUUUGCAAUGAGAUCGAAUAAAGAAUGUGUGCUAACUUCGAUAGGGGAAUCAUGUAGAAAAGAUAUUGACUGUAGUGACAUUCUGCAUAUUGGCUGCUCGGUUAGUAAAAAAUGUGUGUGUAAAAAUAAUCAUAUUUUGGUAAAUAAUUCAACGUGUGUACCACUUUUGGGUGAAUAUUGCUGGAGCGAUGAACGUUGUGCGCCUGCUAAUUCCAUGUGUAUCAAUAAUCAUUGUCAAUGCAAGCCUGAUUACACGGCACUGACUAAAAUUCUUUGCGUAAAAUGUAAGUAUAAUUAG